This is a messenger RNA of Acanthocheilonema viteae, 1752 nucleotides long. The record is from the annotation of a GenBank genome assembly. Lineage: Eukaryota; Metazoa; Nematoda; Chromadorea; Rhabditida; Onchocercidae.
AUGCAAAUUUUAUGUAAUAUCAAUUUUGCCAUAUAUAAAUCGUCUGUAACUCCUCCAUCAUUCAUUUUGGAACAUUCGCUGAUGGGAGGUGGUUGGAUGGGUGAGCUGGGAGAUUGGGAUAGGUUAGGAGGUGCUAUUGGAGUGUUUAUCGGUUGGUACUGGGGUUUAUUGGGGAGGUCCAUUGACCGUGAAGAAAGAUUCUUGAAAGAGACUGAAAGUGCGUUCGGUCGAAGGGGGAGAGGUGAAUCACCGGGUGACUUAGAGAGAUGGACAGAGAGGAUUACAAGGAGAAGGAUUCGAGAUGUGGGACAAAGAAGAAAACGAAAGAGAGUUCCGGAGAUCGAGGAGGAUUCGGAAAGUGGAAUGAAAUUAAUUCGGGAAAUGGAUCAAGGGAACAAUAAUUUAAGACAAGAGAAUAUGUUGAAUUGUAUAAAAAUUCAACAGGCUAAAAUAGAAAAUUUCAAACAACGUGUGACGGAAUAUCGAACAAUGCUGAAGUGUGUACGAUCGUUGCACUCGGCAGAAAAUAUGAAGAAUCGUAGAAAGCGCCGAAUGAUGAAGCAAAAAUGUGAACGGUACAUGAAGGAAAUUGCUGAGAAGCAAAAAAUGAAUGACAUUCUUCAAGAGAAUUUUCGCAUGUUAGAGCAACAGCUUAGCAAUUGUCUUCGACAAUUAUUUGAACUACAAGCGGAAAGUGGACGUGAACGAAAAAAUAUGACUCAUUUGGAAGAAAUUUUAGAGCAACUGAAGGAUAUAUUGAUGCAGACCAGAGGAGAAGUUGCAAAAAAGAAUCGUAUUUGCAAUGUUACUUUAAAGAAUGCUUUACAAGCAAAACGUGCUACUGAGGAAAAGCUUCGAGAAGCAUUGAUGAAACAUGAAAUGGAAGUGAAGCGUUCUAUUGAAUUGGAAGAAAGCAUGAAGAUGCUAAAAUCAACAAUUAAUCAAUUGAAAUUGGAAUUGGAGCAGAAAGAACAAUCAUGCAACGAUUCUAAAAUACGAAUAGCGAUGCAUAACGAAACAGCAUCUUUGGUACAUCAACAAAUUUAUGAAGCAAACAAAAAAGCUGUUGAGCUUGCAAACGAAAAUGAAAAAUUACAUUCGCAAUUUGCAAAUGCUUGUUUAGAGCUGAUUGAUUCUCGAAAAGCUCAUAAUAGAAUGAUAACAGAAAUGAAUGAAAUUAAAUCCAAAAACAGUAAACAUCGUGAAGAAUUGCAAAAGCUGAAACAAAUAGUUGAGAUUGAAAUGGCAUCAUUAAUUCGAACAGUUGAAGAAAAUCAGAUGCACAUCAAUGAGAAGGGAAAUGCGAUUAAUUCACUAACUCAUGAAAAUUUAGUAAAUAAACAGCGAAUUCAGGAAUUGGAAAAAAUUAAGAAAGAAUUGGAAGAAGAAAUUGAGCGUACCGGUAUAGUGCUUCUAUUUCAACAUCAAGAAUUGGAAGUGUAUGAGACAAAUCGAAGAAUGCAAAGUCGAAAAAAUAAUUUGCUGAAUAACGAAUUGAUCGAAAAUGCGGUACGAUUGCUAAAAAGUAAAACUGAACAAUUUCAGCAUGUUAUGCAUCAUUCCAUUAAUAGUAUUGUCGGAUUUCGUAAUCAAAUGACAUAUAUGCUUGAGAAUAUCGAUGUAACUUUAUAUGGAGAAACGAGUAAUGAAGCUGGUUUUUCGGAACCAGCUAAUCAGUAUUAUUACAAUCAGCAGAAUGUUGCGAUUAAUGACGGUCACGAUGAUGAUAAUAAUAACGAUCAGGCACGGUAA